CCCAUGCUUCUUCAUGUGCUCUUCCACGACGUUGAACGACCAGCCCCAACUACGAUGCGGCUCCGAAAUGGCAGCCACGACCUAUGAGCCAUGUCUUCACCCCUUCCUGUGCCGUCAAAGGUCGCCGUGACCGCCAUCCGGGGACUGAUUGUCGGCACAUCUUGUUCCCUCGUCCUGAUUACCGAGGACCGCCGGCGUCGUAUCAACAACGCACGCAAUGCCGUACAGAAUGCGCAGAGACUCAAGUCAGCUAGGAAUUACCGCACUGGAGGAGGAGAGCUUGCGUUGGCGCUGGAGGAGGAAGCUCUGCUUGAGCCUGGCCUAGUCCAUUGGGUACCUCCACGAGGAGCCAAGGAAUUCAGCAACCAUACGGAGAACUGGGCAAGGCGCAAUGAGCUAGAGUUUGCAAAAAGCUCUGCCGAAAGGCAUCGGGUAGAGGCCUCUCGGAGCGAGAGGUCUGCUGCAGUCAGGGCGGACGACAAUGGCAAUCGCAGGAAGAGCUCUCCUUUGGCUGUGGACCCAAGCCCAACCCUACCGACCGGAUACAGCCCGUUUCUUCAGAGCCAGCCCACAGAGUCUCUCCAGGCGGCAUUGAAAGCCAACCAAAUGGCAUAUGGAGCGAAAGCCACGAAUGUCUUCGCUUUUCCCAAAACCGAGGAGAUUAUCGACGUUGUACAGGAGUCUACGACGAGCAAACACCCACGGCGACUCGAUCUUGCCAUACACCUAGUCCACGAAGCGUUGGCAGUCGCAAAAACGCCUCGCGACCCAGACACCCCGUUAAUACAAGCCGCCGCGCUCCUCACUCGGACGUGCCAGGAUCUCGGUCGCCUCGACGAUGCAGGGAGAAUCCUCCGCUUGAUCGUCGCUCAUGGGCCGCUUCGCGAGGAGGAAUACUACAGCUUCAACCCUCUGGAGUUGGUAGAAGGGCUUAUUUCCGAACUGGAGUCUGCCUCCACUGAACAAGCCGUUACGGCAAACAAACUGGACCUGGCAUCGGUGCUAUUCCUGCCCACCUUCACAGAAAAGCCGAGGUUGGCGAUACCAAGGGCAUUCGAUAUCGGUCGAAGGCUUCUGGAGCUGUCGUUCGCCACCAACAAACUCCAGCAUGUCGAUGGACUCUACUGGCGAUGCCUCGUGCAUCGGCAGGACGACUAUGACUUUACUGGAUGGUUUCUAACACGUCUGCACGAGCAGAACGAACACAAAUCCGCGAUAAAAUACUUCUUGCUCUGUUACUCAAAGAUGUCGCCAAACCAGGAGUCUCUCUACGCCGUCGGCGAUGUCCUUGUCGAGUCAGUGGCGGCGGCUCGCAACUUGAAGGCUGGGCAAGUCUUGAAAGCAUUGGAGGAGCUCUGUUCCGGAACUUGUAUGCUGAAGACAGCUUGGGUAAUGAGGCUCCUGAGCUCGCAUUGGCAACGAUAUAAUGAUUUCGAGGCGACGGAGCAAAUUUUCAGGGCAUUGCGUGCCUCCGGCCUGAGAAAUGUCGUGGCGCAUCCGGACGGCAUUUAUCGCGUCAUGAUGGAGAUCGCAUUCAAAGCAGAUCGGCCUCAAAUAGCUGAAUCCUACUUUGAUGAGAUCGUCAGCGAGAAGCCAGGACUCGCCUCGGAUAUCCGCCUACUAGGCCUUUUUGCACAACAUAAAGCCAGGCUUGGGGACUGGGAUGGAGCACGGAUGAGUUUUGAGGCCAUGAGCGUCAGCGGCAAGGAAGCCUCUGAUGCUUAUGGCGAGGUCUUUGUUCCUAUUCUAAAGAUCUACGCUCGAGGCCAUACGACAACCGAGACCGAGGACUUUCUGCGAUUCUAUGUUGAUGAACUCAAAGUCCCGAUCGUCGCCUAUACCGUCACCCUCAUGGCGAACCAUUACGGAGCCGUGCGAGAUAUCCAGUCCUUGGUGCAGUGGCUGAAGUACUGCGCCGAUUCCGGUUUCAAGGUGGACGCGGCAUUCAGCAAUGCCAUUCUAACCAACUGUCGUCGGAGAUGGAAACUACCCUUCAGUGAUCUGCGCACCAUGUUCCUGAAGCUUCGCGCCAUGAGCCCCGAAUUUGCGGACAAAUGUACCGAGGACAUGAUGGUGCACGCUGCCCUUUCAGAUCCCAAAUGCGGUAGCCGGUCCGCAGUCGGUCGAGUUGUGUCCCUGAAGAUCGAUCCGGGCAAACUGGCAAUCAGGGGCAAGUGCGCCCCUGAACGGGAAGUGGUGCUGGCGAUGAGGCAGCAACUUAGUUUCGGCCGCCCGGGACAGUCUCUCCGAAUAUACAAGAGGGCCUUGCACCAAGGGAUGCCGUUCUCGUCUCACGCCCUUCGGCUCGCGGUCCAGGCGAGCUUGAGAGUGCGGGAGAACAACUACGAGGCUGCAUACAGCCUCAUCCAACGUGCUCAGCGGAGCGGGGAGGACGUCAGUGGUGCGGCCGUACCACUCCUGGCCGCGCAGAUCAGGCACAUCAACCUCAGUCUGGCCAAGGAGGACAGGGUGGACGCGAUCCGAAAGUUGAUGGGCCAGCUCGGAGAUAAAGAGAUCAGGGUAUCGGACGUGACUCUGAAUCUCGCCGCGCUCUCUUGCCUGAACGCGGGACGCUACGCGGAAGCUGUCGAAUACGCCCUGGCAGCAGCAAGGGCUCUCGACCAGUCGGGGCCGUGUUACAACAUGUACAAUUUUUCGAUCUUGAUCUCGUCUUACGCGGAGAUGGGCGACUUGGAGCGUCUUAGAUGGGCUAUUUCGAGGGCGAGAUCGAGUGACUACUGGACGGAAUUGCAUUGUCUGAGGGCUCUCAAGCGGGCCAGGAAGAGGCUGGAUCCGCCGGGAGGCAAUUGCCGAGUCGAAUCCGACGUCGCUUCGAGGGAGGUGAUAACAAAGGCGAUUGGGGAGGCGGUUGGCGCGCGGAAGAAGCUCCGCAAGGAGAGGCAUAUUAUGCAGGAGGAGAUGAUUGAGAUCAUGAAGAAGGCCGCUGCGGACGCGUCACCUGCUGAUUUUGCAGAUGCGUCUCUCCUCGGCAUGCAGCCGAGAAUCAGGGGUCUAGACCUCGAGUUUGACGGCCUUGGAUUUGAAGGCAUGGGAUUAGAGGAGGACAUGGGUGGGUUGAACCAUGUUGGCUUGGGAAAGGUGCCUGAGCCACGGCAUCUCCCUGUUGAGUCUCUAGCUGGAUAGGUGGCUCCCUCUGUAUCCGUGUAUAUAUAUAUAUAUUAGGUGCACAAUAAGGCCAACCUCAGGAAAGAUAAAAGAGUGGUGUUAUACAAAACUUAUACAGCCGU
Messenger RNA from Phialemonium atrogriseum, 3248 nucleotides. RefSeq names its product ribonuclease T2. The transcript has a single exon. The coding region runs from base 91 to 3144 and encodes 1017 amino acids. NCBI's taxonomy places the organism in Eukaryota, Fungi, Ascomycota, Sordariomycetes, Cephalothecales, Cephalothecaceae. The record is from RefSeq and is a predicted model, not a curated record. Gene Ontology annotation, molecular function: protein binding.